This is a messenger RNA of Coniosporium apollinis CBS 100218, 774 nucleotides long. RefSeq lists its product as uncharacterized. The record is from RefSeq and is a predicted model, not a curated record. Gene Ontology annotation, biological process: protein folding in endoplasmic reticulum. Gene Ontology annotation, cellular component: membrane; EMC complex. The transcript has 5 exons. Lineage: Eukaryota; Fungi; Ascomycota; Dothideomycetes. Bases 1 to 774 code for a protein of 257 amino acids.
AUGGCUCAACCGGUGGUGCAGACGAUCCAUAGGGAUCCAGCGUUGUUCUACUGGAUAUUGCUGCCCAUCACCGUGGUCAUGGUUCUUACUGGCAUCCUCAGACACUACGCAAUGAUCCUUCUCCAAUCCGCUCCCAAGAAGCAAACCCUCCCUCAAGUCCGGCAACAGCGCUCCCUCAUGCGCGCCAUCAACCUGCGAAACAACUUCAACGUCAUCUCAGCCUCAUCCUUCCAGAACCGCAAGGCCCUUAUGGUUCAGGCCUUCAAAGAUGGCGCUUUCCUAGCGGACCCAGAAGCGAGAGGCAAGCCGAGACCGAAUCCAAUGACAGAUCCAGCAAUGAUGGAGGGCAUGAUGGGCAUGAUGAAGGGGAAUGUCGCUAUGAUGGUGCCGCAAACGUUGAUUAUGGGGUGGAUCAAUGCGUUCUUCUCGGGCUUCGUGAUAAUGAAAUUGCCCUUCCCACUGACGCCACAAUUCAAGUCUAUGUUGCAGUCAGGCGUUGGCACUCGGGAUCUUGAUGUGCGAUGGGUAUCGAGUUUGUCAUGGUACUUCCUCACGCUUUUUGGGCUGCAGCCGGUAUACAACUUCAUCCUUGGCAGCAACAACGCCGCAAGCCAAGUUACACAGCAAAUGGCGCAGAUGAAUCAGAUGCCUGGGAUGGGUCCAGAACAGGACCCGGAUAAGCUGUUCCUUAGCGAGGCCGAGAAUCUGGAGGUGAUAGAGCAUUACUGGAUCUUAGACGGGGUUGAGGACCGACUCCUGGCUAAGUUGACCUGA